AUGAAUCUCCCAAGCAAGUCAACUUCAACUGUCACUGUUCCUUGUCGCGAAGAAAGUUUAGCUGAAUUUGAAAAAAGUAAGUUCUUCAUAGUUUUUUAAAGUUAUGGUAGUACUAAAGGCAAGGCUAGACCGAGCAAGAAAGAGUGGGAGUAGGGUAAGAAAAAGUAAUGUAAAUAGAGCUUUGAGAAGGGUAGGGUAAAGUAGGGUAGGGUACGAUAAGGUAGGGGCAUGUUCUUUUUUUACCUUUUAGGUUCACAACCCAACAUGUUAAAGUUAGAAAUAACGUUUUUCAGGAACAAGCUCGCUUCUAACCCCACUUCAUGGCCUUUACUUGGAAAGGCUUUAUUCCGACGGUGUUUGUGAUGAAGAAAUCAAAAGAAACGAUGUGUUUGCCAAUCGCACGACUAUGCUACAAUUGCUUCUGUUAACCGAGAAUGUUCACAAGGACGACGAAAAUAUUUACGGCCCUAAUAUUUUGAGAUACUUCAUUGGCAACAUUGUAAAAGAUAGACCUUUGGAAGCCCACAUGUUAGCUAAAAACUUUUACCUGGUUUGCUCCCUAAUGAGUUCUUUCGUCAUGUCCUCCGAGGACAGUAAAGCAGUUGAAGAAUUGAAAGUAAUCGAACGAUGUGUGAAGGAAUUGGAGAUUAACGAGCUCAAGAAAGAUGCUUUACUUAUAAAUGCACCUUUGAGACCACUUGGGCCCGUGAAAACCGCUGUAUCUCCAAAAACCACUGAAACACAGAAGACUGUUGUACCUCCAAAAACCACUGAAACACAGAAGACAGCUGUACCUCUAAAAACCAUUGAAGUACAGAAGACCGCUGUACCUCCAAAAACUACUGAAGCACAGAAGGCUGUUGUACCUCCAAAAACCAUUGAACUAUCGACGACUACUGUACCUACAAAAACUACUGAAUUACAGAAGACUACUCUACAUCGAAAAACCAUUGAACUAACGAAGAUUAAGACGUCGGAUUGCAAAAUUUGUAAGGAAAUUCGCGACAAGCUGAAUUUGAAAGUAGGUCUUGGUUUUUGAAUUUAAAAAAAAAUUUUUUUUCAACAUUUUCAGGCUUAAAGAUAUUCUUAUAUGGGCAAAACUUAAAAAUUAGAAAAAAUUUUAUUUUUAACUUAAAAUUUUAUUUUUUUUUUCUUUUUAAGCCUAAAAUUUAAUUUUUGUAAGCUUAAAAUUUUGUUUUUAAGCCUAAAAUAUCAUUUUUAGUUAGUCGAAUACCACUGUAAACACCCGGAGGGCGAAGGCUGCGCCUUUGACAGUUCCAACAAGACACAACUUGGUACAAAACUACCGAAGACCAAUGUACAUUUAAACGCUACAGACGACACUACGCUUAAUCCAAAUGAAAAAUUGUUAUCGAUCUUUGCUCUGAUAAUUGUUUUCAUAUGUUUGCCUCUUUUUUCUUUUUUUAGUCGCUUUGUCCAAUAA
Messenger RNA from Bursaphelenchus okinawaensis, 1444 nucleotides. Lineage: Eukaryota; Metazoa; Nematoda; Chromadorea; Rhabditida; Aphelenchoididae. The record is from the annotation of a GenBank genome assembly.